CAAUGAUCAGACUUGGCACAGCAUUUCCAGAGCUGUUCCCUGAAGGUCAAGGACCGUCAAAGAGACCGGUCGUGAACAUGGCCACCAGAUCGACCUCCCUGGACGAGGACCUGAGCUGCCCCGUGUGCUGUGACACCUUCAGGGAGCCUGUGGUGCUCAGGUGCAGCCACAGCUUCUGCAAGCCCUGCCUGGACACCUACUGGAGGGACAAGACCGUCCUUGACUGCCCCGUCUGCAGGAGGAGGUCCUCGACGGACUCGCCCCCCAUCAACCUGGCCCUGAGGAACAUCGUGGAGUCCUACUUGAGGGAUCAGAGAGUAGAAGAGCAGAAGAAGCCGGUCGUGGCCCCACGGGGGAUCGAGAGGGGAAACAGAGGGGCGGCAAAGAGCCAGGCGGCGGGGGACAGCGGGCCCCACUGUGGCCUUCACGGUGAGAAACUCCUACUCUACUGCGUCGUUGACCAGGAGCCCAUCUGUGUGGUGUGCCAGGCCUCGCGGAACCACCGGAACCACCAGCUCAGCCCCGUGGACGAGGCUGCGCUGGACCUGAAGGAGGAGGUGAGGACCUCUCUAAGACCAUUAAAGGAGAAGCUGGAAACCUUCAACAAAGUGAAACAGCAAUGUGUGAAAAUGGCCGAACACAUUCAGGCACAGGCCCGAAAAACAGAGGACCAGAUAAAGAAGGAGUUCGAGAAGCUCCACCACUUCCUCUGGGUGGAGGAGGCCAGCAGGAUCUCUGCCCUGAUGAACGAAACCGAAAGGAAGAGCAUGAUAAUGAAGGAGAAGAUCGAUCACCUGACCAAGAAGAUGGCCUCACUGUCAGACACCAUCAAGUCCAUCGAGAAGGAGAUUCAGGCUGAGGAUGUUUCCUUCCUCCAGGCCUACAGGUAUAUGAAAGAAAGAGCCCAGUGCAAACUGCAGGCUCCGGAGCUGGUUUCAGGGGCGCUGAUAAAUGUGGCUGAACAUCUGGGCAACCUGAAGUUCAGGGUCUGGGAGAAGAUGCAAGAGAUGGUGCAAUACUCUCCAGUGACCCUGGACCCGAACACCGCCGCCCCUUGGCUGUCCUUGUCUGACGACCUGAUCAGCGUACAAUACCAAGGAGAGCAGAUGCACAUCCCGGACAACCCUGAGCGCUGUGACCUGUGUGUGUGCGUGCUGGGCGCUGAGGGCUUCACCUCUGGCAGGCACAGCUGGGAGGUGGAGGUGGGCAACAAAACCAAGUGGGACCUUGGAGUGAUGAAGGAGUCCAUCCAAAGGAAGGGGGUGCUGAGCGUGAACCCUUCACAGGGGUUCUGGGCGAUCGCCCUGAGAGACGGCAGGCGCUACAGUGCCUGCACUCAGCCCUGGACCCCUCUCACACUGAAGAGGAAACCCCAGAAGAUCAGGGUACUGCUGGACUAUGACAACAGUCUGGUGUCCUUCUUCGAUCAUGGAGACAUGUCGCUUAUUUACACUUUCAGAGGCAGCUUCACCGAGAGACUGUUUCCGUAUUUCUCACCAUGUGUGAGUGACAAGGGACAGAAUGUGGAACCCCUGAAAAUCUGUCCAGCCAAGGUGUCAGUAGUAAUGAUGUAAUCCUCUACCAAGUGACCUCAUCCCAGGGAAGAUCUUUAUAAAAAUGAUGUUAACUGAGUGAAGAUAUAAAUGGCAGCCAUGUUAUGGUAGUGAAGGUUUCUGUAACAGUGACAUUAUCCUGGUGACGGUAUCCCAAUGGUGUGGAUAACAGUAUCUAUCCAUUAUCUAUCACUCAUGCAAACAGGAGGAAAGACAUCAGUGCUGAUUAUCGAAUAACCAUGGGCGUACGCCUACAUACAGUGUUCAGGCUGUGAUCUUGGCGGAGAAAAAGAAAUACACAUGCAUGAAUUUAGUUUCAAAGCCUGCAAGCAGUUAGCCCAUCUCAGCAUAUAAGCAAAGCACAACUGCCAUCGAACAGACCCCAGCACCGGAUAUGAUGGUGACAUCGAGUGCUCUCACGCAUAGGAAUAGUUAGCAUAACAAGCUUUCUUUUGAUGUCGUUUCCGAGUUGUGUGUGUCUCUGGUAGCCGGGGUUUUUGGGGCUCCUGUUGUUUACAGCCUCACUCUCUUACUCUUGUGCUUGAAGGCUGCCACUGGAACAGGGGCUGACUCAGAGACAUUGCUCUCCUUCAUUCACCUGUGCUUUUAUGAUGCCCUGCUUUCCUUGUACCACAACG
Messenger RNA from Megalops cyprinoides (Indo-Pacific tarpon), 2191 nucleotides. Its product is annotated as zinc-binding protein A33-like. Gene Ontology annotation, molecular function: protein binding; zinc ion binding. The coding region runs from base 3 to 1574 and encodes 523 amino acids. The transcript has 6 exons. NCBI's taxonomy places the organism in Eukaryota, Metazoa, Chordata, Actinopteri, Elopiformes, Megalopidae. The record is from RefSeq and is a predicted model, not a curated record.